Molecule: messenger RNA, 351 nt
Organism: Trichosporon asahii var. asahii CBS 2479
Lineage: Eukaryota; Fungi; Basidiomycota; Tremellomycetes; Trichosporonales; Trichosporonaceae
Exons: 2
Coding region: 1-351 (116 amino acids)
Source: RefSeq, a predicted model, not a curated record
AUGACCUGGCCACACUUCCACUUCCACCCUGGUCCAACGAUGUGGUUCUGCUGGACGCCCCCCUCCCCGCCCUCGCCCCCUGCGACGCCCACGUACAUCUGCCCCGGAAAUGCGAAUGGCGAGAACCAUGGCAUGCCCUGCGACUUCGUCGAGUGGGACGGCAGGUGGAAGCUCUCAUACAACCUCUUCGGCUCCGGAUCCACUGAGUUCGCCCGCGUCUACAAUGUGGGCAGCUACCCCUUCUGCAUCUCCCAGAGCGGCCUCUACUACUCGAUGUACGGCGACUACCCCAAGCAAAACGAGGAGCUCAUGGGGUGCAAGUACUGUGACCGCUUCCUCCCCUCCGAGUGA